Messenger RNA from Nerophis lumbriciformis (worm pipefish), 1155 nucleotides. NCBI's taxonomy places the organism in Eukaryota, Metazoa, Chordata, Actinopteri, Syngnathiformes, Syngnathidae. The record is from RefSeq and is a predicted model, not a curated record.
AUGCCUUCCGCAGAUAUCAGCGCCAACUCAGAACCUUUUCCUAUGAAAGCAGAAGAGGAACCGGAGACUGAGGAAGAAGAACCGCAAUCUGUUCGCAUUAAAGAAGAAGCGCAAGAAGACGACAUAAGCCAGUUUCCGUUGACCGGCGUCACAGUGAAGAAUGAAGGAGGAGACCGUCCCGGAGGAUCGCGAGGCGACGGCUUCUCCGCCGCACCGUCCGACGGCGACAACGCGACAUCGCACUCUUCCGACUAUGACGACGACGAUAAACACGGACGCUCCAAAAGUAACGAGACGUGUCACCAGCGUAGCCGACACGAAAAAUGUUCUCAGCGGUACAAAACGUUUUUCGACAAGCCGUCGUCGAACAGACACGCCGGCGAGAAAACAUUUCCCUGCUCGAUUUGCGGUAGACAAUUCAGUCAGAAUGCAAAUUUGGAACGUCACAUCAGAACGCACACCGGGGAAAAACCAUUUGCCUGCUCAUUUUGUAAUCGACGUUUUUCAGUCAAGAUAGGUUUAGAUAGACACACGAGAAUACACACGGGAGAAAAGCCUUUCGUCUGCUCGGUUUGCGGCAAACGAUUCUCUCGAGAGUCGACUAUUAAGACGCAUUCGCGAUCCCACACGGGCGAGAAACCUUACGCCUGUUCGGUUUGUGGCAAACAGUUCGCUCAAAAGUCCAAUUUUAACACGCAUUCCAGAUCGCACACGGACGAGAAACCUUUUGUCUGCUCCACUUGUGGCAAAACAUUCACUCAGAGAGGAAGCUUAAAUAUUCAUCUAAGGACUCACACCGGAGAAAAACCUUUUCCCUGCUCAGUGUGUGGGAAAAGAUUCACCCGUCGAGUUCUUUUAAAAAGGCACACGAGGAAACACACUGGGGAAAAACCUUUCUCUUGCUUGAUCUGCGGGGACAGAUUCUCUUUGAAGUCCAAUUUAACAAUACACACGAGGAAACACACGGGAGAACAACCUUUUGCCUGCUCAACUUGCGGUAAAACCUUCACUCAGAGUGGUAGCUUAAAAAUUCACAUAAGAACGCACACCGGAGAAAAACCUUUUGCGUGCUCGGUCUGCGGUAAACGAUUCACCCGUAAAGUCAUUUUAAAAAGGCACACGAGGAUACACACUGGGGAGAAGCCUUUUCCCUAA